This is a messenger RNA of Condylura cristata (star-nosed mole), 666 nucleotides long. It is a transcript of the gene CD28, whose product is annotated as CD28 molecule. Gene Ontology annotation, cellular component: membrane; external side of plasma membrane. The transcript has 4 exons. The coding region runs from base 1 to 666 and encodes 221 amino acids. NCBI's taxonomy places the organism in Eukaryota, Metazoa, Chordata, Mammalia, Eulipotyphla, Talpidae. The record is from RefSeq and is a predicted model, not a curated record. Gene Ontology annotation, biological process: immune response; positive regulation of T cell proliferation; T cell receptor signaling pathway.
AUGGUCCUCAGGCUACUCCUGGCGCUCAACUUCUUCCCCUCCGUUCAAGUAACAGCAAACCAAAUUUUGGUGAAGCAGUUACCUUUGCUGGUGGUGAAUGACAAUGAGGUCAACCUUACCUGCAAAUACACCCACAAUAUAUUCUCCAAGGAGUUCCGAGCGUCCCUAUAUAAGGGAGUGGAUAGCUCCGUGGAAGUCUGUGUAGUGAAUGGAAAUAAUUCCCAUCAGCUUCAGUUUCACUCAAAUACUGGAUUCAACUGUGGUGGGAAACUGGACAAUGAAACAGUGACAUUCUACCUCUGGGAUUUGUAUGUUAACCAAACAGAUAUUUACUUCUGCAAAAUUGAAGUCAUGUACCCUCCUCCUUACAUAGGCAACCAGAAGAGCAAUGGAACCAUCAUCCAUGUGAAAGAAAAACAUUUUUGUCCAGAAUCCCCACCUUCUGAGUUUUCUAAGCCAUUCUGGAUCCUGGUGGUGCUUGGAACAGUCCUGGCUUUCUAUAGCUUGCUAAUAACAGUGGCUUUUUGUAUUUGCUGGAAUGACAGUAAGAGGACCAGGAUGCUUCAGAGUGACUAUAUGAACAUGACUCCUCGGAGACCGGGGCCCACCCGCAAACACUACCAGCCUUAUGCCCCAACGCGUGAUUUUGCAGCUUACCGCUCCUGA